Molecule: messenger RNA, 36057 nt
Organism: Coregonus sp. 'balchen'
Lineage: Eukaryota; Metazoa; Chordata; Actinopteri; Salmoniformes; Salmonidae
Source: the annotation of a GenBank genome assembly
AUGUCGGUGGUAGUAGUAUUGGAUGAGGAUCACGCCUUCGGGCACCUGGAGUUCAGACAGGUGGGUCUAUGGUUGUUGUGGGGGUCCUCCCUUUCCUCUACAGUCUCUUUUAAAAUGUCCAGUUUUUCCACAGUUGUAGCACAGGUAGUUCCUUCUUCUAGGAGGACCCGGUGGAGUGCCCCGCUGAGGCCAUGGUUGUGGUUGUGGGCCAAAAGUCAUGGUGCCUUUUAGGCUGUAUAGUGAGGUGGGGCCAGGAGUGGUGCUGGUGUCUGGGGCGACUGUAGGAGACCCUUUCACACACAUUGUGUCAGAUUUUUUAGGUUGCACCCUCCUACUCUCCUCUAUUUCCCAUGUCCCUACUCUCAACUCUCCCUCUGCUCUCUCUGUCAUUCGUUGUUCUAGGCAUUCAUUAAAUUUGGGUUUAGUUAUGUUUGGCCCUGCCAUCUUGCUUUUCUCUAUCUUUAUACACUUAUCCCGUCCCUGGUGUUUUAUUUCCAAGGAUGUAUUAUCGGUAUCAAAUACAGACUUAUCUCAUGUACGACACAAUCGUAUAUAAAGAGGCUGAUUGUUUUUAUAUUAUGUGUAAUGCAAUCAUUAUCAUAAAAAUCAGAAUUCCAAUCACAUACACCAAUGCAGUAAUUUCUACACACAGCACACACCACGCUCUAGUUAUCUCACGCUUGAUCUAGAAUCAUGCACAAAUUCAAUACCAGUUUUCCCAGUCCCUGGUUCCUGAAAGCCUAGGUCAAAUUCACUCAAUUCCACAGAUUGGUAUUCAGUUUCAUAAGUCUCACUAUAACUUCCCAUCAUCCAUUACACGUUUAAGAUAUAACACAGACACGUUAAAAUAUAAACACAGCAAAACAAAACUGCCAAUUAGAAUACAAUACCUUAAAAAUUUAGGUUACCAGAGCGUCCUAAAACAUAGUCUCAGUUCGAAUGCUACCCUUCACACAACCUUAUACUUAUGUGAAGUCACAGAAGCAACUGGAUCCUUAUCAAAGGAUUUUUUUAGACAACUCGAUCACUAGGAAGGACUUAGUCUCAGCUUAACUGUACCUUUCACACAACCAUUUAUAUGGAACGUUUUAAAUGUGAAAUCACAGAGAUAACUGGCAUCCCCGGGAAUUUAGUACCUCUGGUCAAUUUCGGUGAUUCUCCCCCAUUUUAAUUUCUAGAACACUGCCACAGUUUAACUUCACCUCUCUCGCAACCUAUAGGGUAGGACCUCCCCUAUAGGAUAUAUUUUAUGCGAGAGAUUUCGGAACAAACUGGGUCCCUUUAGGAAUCUAGAUUUAUGGGUCAAAUCUUAUCCACCAAUGCGUCAAUCCGUAGUUUGACACAUUCUGGAUACGUUUAUCUUUAUUCCUUAUUCCUUUAUUCCUUAUUCCUUUAUUCCUUAUUCCUUUAUUCCUUAUUCCUUUAUUCCUUAUUCCUUUAUUCCUUAGCAUAAAACACAGUACCAGAUAUCUCAUGUAUGCCUUAAAUCAUUAGGAUGGAAAUUAUUUAAUAAGUAUUCAUACUCAGUACUUCUGAUCAAAAUUUGGUAUUGGUCUAUAAUACAAUAUGCAAGAUUUCGUUUUAACAGGCUCUGCAUACCUUUUUUUUUGGAGAGCUCUCUGAUCAGGUUCCUGAGGUAAGAUGAAUAGUUGAUGUCUCCUGGAUUACAGGUCACUCUUCCGUCUGUUUUUAGAUUGAUGAUUUACCUUUUCCUCUCGCACCAACUCUUUAGAUCGAAUUAGAAACCAUCCUCUGCUACCAUUUUGUUGGUGAAACCAUAAUAAGGAGAGAAAGUACAAAACCAACGACGCUAGACAGAGAGGAAUAUGCUUAAGCAAAAGGCAGUUUAUUAAACACAGAGAUAGCUGGUACUGCUCAAGCUACAUGCAUGGGCCCAAUGCAUGGACCCAAUCAAUUGCCUCUUAUGGAGACAGUUGAGAAGGAUGGAUAAUCAGAGUUACAGCAUUAUUUUAUACAAUGUAACAAUAAGGAAGGGGUCCUUCUUCUAGUCCCUUGAUUGGUUCCCGAGGCGUAGGAGGCGGGUCUGCUCUGUCCAGAGUAGAAGCCCCAUUGGUGCACGGCAGAGUCCUCUGCCCUUGGCACCCGACCAGUAGAAAGAAGUGGAGUUUGUGUGUGCGAAAUGUCUGUGUGUCAAAGAACUCGUGAGGCAUGAGAAUGAGUGUGCGUCAUGUGUGUGUGAGUGUGUGUAUGUCUCAAGGGAAACUCGUGGGGAGCAACAGUGAUUGUGGCCUGUGGCGUGGGUGUUGUCCUUGGCCACCAGGUGACAAGAUAUGGUCCUCUGUCCAUUGUUCUUGCAUAGGAACAGCAUUUAUUGAAAACAAGCUCCUAACAGAAAAUGGGUCUUGCACAACAUUCUAGUCAGACCAAGCUAUAACAUUUUAUAUUUACUACGACAGUCGCUGGUUCUAAUCCCCGAGCCGACUAGGUGAAAAAUCUGUCGAUGUGCCCUUGAGCAAGGCACUUAACCCUAAUUGCUCCUGUAAGUUGCUCUGGAUAAGAGCGUCUGCUAAAGGACUAAAAUGUAAAUGGAUCUGAUGGUUUGAGGGUUACAGCAUUAUGUUGACAAUGCCAAGGUUGUGGGUUUGAUUCCAUCACGCAUUGAACAUGUCACCCAGUUCCAUCUGGUGAAAAUGAACAUUAUAUUCUAAAAGUUCGGCUAAUGACCAUAUUAUUUUCUAUCAUAGAUGGAGGAGGAGAUAGAGGUGGAGAGCAGCAGUGAUGUGGGUCCAUCGGGGUCUGGGAUGGAGGAGCCGUCAGAGAGCGGUAUGGGCAUGGAGUCCUCGGAGGCCAUGUCUGCAGACAGCAGUGAUGCAGCAGCCCCCCAUGCAUCCCACCGUCACAGCCAGCACCACCCCGGCAUGGCCCCAGAGUCAGACUGCCACGUGGGACAGAGCUCAGAGGGGUUCCUGGUAUGAACAACAACACUAUCUGAACUGUUCAGAAUCAUCCAACUUUAAUGCUAUGGAACAUACAAGAGGUACAAACCAUUAGCAUCUGUGUAAUGGUACAGUUUAAUCCUAUCCCUAUAAUAAAGUCAAAAGUAAUACACGUAAAGCCCGUGUGUUUGUAAUGAUAAUUGUAAUACAUUUUAUAAAGCACUUUUCAAGGAUCCAAAGACUUCUACACUUGAUUGCCUCGGUAGGGGCUCCGGUGUUUUGAUAAAACCUUUAUAUGGAUAGUCCCAAAUAGAUGGUUUGUACAUAUUCAAUAACUGUCAACAACAUUUCAACUAAGUAUCUACUAACCUUAACUUUAGCCCUUAUCCUAACUCUAAACUUAAUCCUUAUCCUAACCCUAAACUUAACCCUUACCUUAACCCUUACCCGAACCCUUAUUCUCAACCUAACCCUGACUGUAACCUUAGCAAGCAGUUGCUUAUCAACAGAUUGUUUUUUGACAGUAUAUCCAUCUGUAGAGCAUCUAUAUGGGACUAUCCAAAUAAAGUGUAACCUAAGUUUUAGUUAGUCUUCAUGUCCCUGCCUCACCCGUGUUUCUGUUUCUGUGUUUCCAAGGUGUUCCUACCAGAGACUAGCUCCAGUACGGACGUCACCCACCACAGGGCCACCGUCCACCUCCCAGACUCCUCCUCUGUGGCCCAGCUCACCAGCGUCUCCACUGUAACGCAGUCCAUCCUGGUGUCUGGGUCAGCCCAGGUGAGCAUCUCUAAUAUUCAAGAGCACCUUGGUUGACCCCCAUAGCAAAAUGUUACUGUUGUACUACACUCUUACUAGCAUUGAUUUAGCUAAUAGCUGUGUUUCUUUAUCACUUGGAUUGACUGAUAUGUGAUAGCAGUGUUUCUUUUAGGUUUGACUUGGAUUGACUGACACGUGAUAGCUGUGUUUCUUUUAGGUUUGACUUGGAUUGACUGAUAUGUGGUUAUCUUACCUACCUUAGUUGAAUGUCACUGAUUGUUUGUCGCUUUGAAUAAAUUGGCUUGCGAAAGUAUUCACCCCUCCCUUGGCAUUUUUCCUAUUUUGUUGCUUUACACCCUGGAAUUAAAAUUGAUUUUUUGGGGGGGAGUGUAUCAUUUGAUUUACACAACAUGCCUACCACUUUGAAGAUUUUUUUUUUUUUUUUUUGUGAAACAAACAAGAAAUAAGACAAAAAAACAGAAAAGUUGAGCGUGCAUAACUAUUCACCCCCCCAAGUCAAUACUUUGUAGAGCCACCUUUUGCAGCAAUUACAGCUGCAAGUCUCUUGGGGUAUGUCUCUAUAAGCUUGGCACAUCUAGCCACUGGGAUUUUUGCCCAUUCUUCAAGGCAAAACUGCUCCAGCUCCUUCAAGUUGAAUGGGUUCCGCUGGUGUACAGCAAUCUUUAAGUCAUACCACAGAUUCUCAAUUGGAUUGAGGUCUGGGCUUUGACUAGGCCAUUCCAAGACAUUUAAAUGUUUCCCCUUAAACCACUCAAGUGUUGCUUUAGCAGUAUGCUUAGGGUCAUUGUCCUGCUGGAAGGUGAACCUCUGUCUCUGGAAGACUGAAACAGGUUUCCCUUAAGAAUUUCCCUGUAUUUAGUGCCAUCCAUCAUUCCUUCAAUUCUGACCAGUUUCCCAGUUCCUGCCGAUGACAAACAUCCCCACAGCAUGAUGCUGCCACCACCAUGCUUCACUGUGGGGAUAGUGUUCUCGGGGUGAUGAGAGAUGUUGGGUUUGCGCCAGACAUAGCGUUUUCCUUGAUGGCCAAAAAGCUCAAUUUGAGUCUCAUCUGACCAGAGUACCUUCUUCCAUAUGUUUGGGGAGUCUCCCACAUGCCUUUUGGCGAACACCAAACAUGUUUGCUUAUUUCUUUCUUUAAGCAAUGGCUUUUUUCUGGCCACUCUUCCAUAACGCCCAGCUCUGUGGAGUGUAGGGCUUAAAGUGGUCCUAUGGACAGACACUCCAAUAUCCGCUGUGGAGCUUUGCAGCUCCUUCAGGGUUAUCUUUCGUCUCUUUGUUGCCUCUCUGAUUAAUUCCCUCCUUGCCUGGUCUGUGAGUUUUGGUGGGUGGUCCUCUCUUGGCAGGUUUGUUGAGGUGCCAUAUUCGUUCCAUUUUUUAAUAAUGGAUUGAAUUGUGCUCCGUGGGAUGUUGAAAGUUUCUGAUAUUUUUUUAAUAACCCAACCCUGAUCUGUACUUCAUAGCAAAGGGGUGAAUACAUAUGCACGCACCACUUUUUUGUUAUUAAUUUUUGAGAAUUUUUUGGGACAAGUUAUUUUUUUCAUUUCACUUCACCAAUUUUGACUAUUUUGUAUCUGUCCAUUACAUGAAAUCCAAAUAAAAAUCAAUUUAAAUUACAGGUUGCAAUGCAACAAAAUAGGAAAAACGGCAAGGGGGAUGAAUACUUUUAAAAGGCACUGUAGAAGCGUCUGUUAAACCACAUACCGUAUAUUUUAUUACAGGUGAUGGUUCACUCCAGCGUGGCGGGGUCAGACUGCGGGGGCACGAUGGUGUCUGACUCGACAGCCUCCACCUCCUCAGAUCUGGGAUCAGCCAUAGACAAGAUCAUAGAGUCCACCAUCGGACCUGACAUCGUGAAUGGUGAGGGAAUGCAAACCUUUUCCCCCGAAGGGAAUUUGAUUCCAAUCAAACAUUAAAAUAUAUAAAAAACAUUAGACACAAAUGUAACAAUCAAUGUCUGUACAACAUACACCAUUCAGGUAAUGUAAUCUGUCCAUCAAAGCCAAUAUCUAUGUAUCAUUGUUCUCCAGUUUGUAGAGCAGUGACCAGUGCAGAGGACGGAGCUGCAGAGACCAGUGAGGGGCAGUAUUUGAUACUACAAGGAUCAGAUGAUGGUGAGCUCUUCUCUCACAGACUACAGUCACUAAUUCCGCUUGUGUACAGUAGUUAUAAAAACUCUCGGCUCAUUGCUAGGCAAUUAAAACGCUAUUACCAAAGUAUUAUGUAACAACAUGCUAAUAAAAUGUUGCUCCAGAAGUUAUUACUGUUUUUCUUUACACAGGCACAAUAACGUUUUAAUGUUAAGCGGUAUGAAGAAAAAAUAAAUAAUGUAUGCACUCACUAACUGUAAGUCGCUCUGGAUAAGAGCGUCUGCUAAAUGACUAAAAUGUAAAUGUAAGUGUUUGAGAGAAUACUAACAGUAACAAAAUAUGGAUAUUAAGUGUCGAAAGGAAACUAAAUAUCCCCAAACUGCCUUCUGGAAUCAAAUACAGCCAAGGCAGGUUGAACGUCAUGUUAGUUUGUAUUCUGAAUAAACUAUCCCUUUAAAGAUGGUAUAGUGUGUGUUUGAAACAACAACACUUAUCUGUACAAAAUAUCAUUGGUUAAUUGGUUUGACUUGAUUAUUUACACCUGGAGCGAUGGACAUUCAGGAGAAUGGACAUUUACAGAAUGUUCUGAUAGAAAUGUAUUGUGUAGAUCAAAUGAGUUUCAUUUCAAAAGGCUAUAUAUCCAUUUCAGGAAAUGUUGGUAAAAUAGCUUUUGUUGUUUUAAAGAACUUAUGAAAGAUGUUUUUUCACCAUCUUAUCAUAGAAUGGUGUUGUUCAAUGACGGAGAUGUAUUAGUUCGAAAUCUGUCGCUUGAUGGUUAUAUUUCAGAGACAAAUAAUAAUAAUAAUAAUAAUAAUAAUAAUAAUAAUAUCAUGUUUUGUUGCAAAACUUUAUAUAUCCACCUCACUUGCAGAGAAAUAGGUAGUACUGCUUGAUUUUACACAGUCAAAUGUUACAAAUAACUAUACUUUUAAUAAAGAACUGUACAAAUUAUACAUUUGUGACAUAAAUAUACGCUGAGUGUACAAAACAUUAAGGACACCUGCUCUUUCCAUGACAUAGACUGAUCAGGUGAAAGCCAUGAUCCCUUAUUGAUGUCACUUGUUAAAUCCACUUCAAUCAGUGUAGAUGAAGGGGAGGAGACAGGUUAAAGAAGGAUUUCUAAGCCUUGAGACAUGGAUUGUGUAUGUGUGCCAUUCAGAGGGUGAAUGGGCAAGACAAAAUAUUUAAGUGCCUUUGAACGGGGUAUGGUACUAGGUGCCAGGCGCACCGGUUUGUGUCAAGAACUGCAACGCUGCUGCAUUUUACACGCUCAACAGUUGCCCGUGUGUAUCAAGAAUGGUCCACCACCCAAAGGACAUCCAGCCAACUUGACACAACUGGGGGAAGCAUUGGAGUCAACAUGGGCCAGGAUCCCUGUGGAACGCUUUGGACACCUUCUAGAGUCCAUGCUCUUUUCCAGAGAGAUCUUAAGAUAGCUAGGUGAGACAACCACAUAUCAAAGGUUCAAUUUAGAACCUUAUGAGCAUGGUUCUAUAUAGCACCAAAAAGGGUUCCGGUGUUAGUUACAAGCCAAAGAGAAUCUGUAUCUGGUACUAUUUAGAACAUUUGUUUUUGUGUGUGUUCAGGAUAAGAACAUUCCGUUUCAGCUAAACAAUUGAUAUAUAGCGUUUUGCAACGAAACCCAUUAUAAUACACAACUAAAAUCUAUAAAUUUAAAGAAUGUGAGAACAGUAGUAUUUUACACGUACACACAUGCAGGUAAGCAAUCAUUUCUUAUCAAAAAACACAAAUGUGAAAAAUGUGUGUAUAUAGCGUUUUGGACAGAAACUCUUGAAAAAUGACUGUCAGAUUGGAAUAGGAUAUUGUGUGUGCUCUGUUCAAUCUAUUUCUGUCUUCAACAUGGUGUUCCAGAAACAUCCCUACCACAGCCCUGCCAACUGACUUGCCUAGUUAAAAUAAAGGUUAAAUAAAUAAAAAAUAGUUUCAGGAAAGUAGUCACUUCCUGACAUCUGUAUUCAGAUAGUUGUAGUCACCUCCAAAGUUACUAUUUGUUCCCCUGGAAAGAGAGUUACUUUCCACAAAGCAGACCCGUGUGUUUUCUCCCUCUCUCUCUUCCAGGGUCUCCCAUGGUAGCCCACACGUCGUCCUUGGCCCUGUCCAGCCAUCACCGCAUCGCCAUCGAGGCUCUGGGAGAGGGUCCUACCUCGACCUGCCACGACCAGGGAGACAUGGGAGGUAUGAAAUAUGCAACGUAUGCCAGUGUGUUGCCAUGAAAGAAAAUUGAAACAUAGCUUCAAUUGCAAAUCAAAGAUUUCAAGUGAGUGCUGUCCCUUUUCUUCAUUCUAAUGUUUAUAAUGUGCAAGGUCACCUGGACCCUGACCAGCCAGACCAGCCUUCUGGUAGCCACUCUCACUAUGGGGACCAGGACAACCAGCUCUCUGGCAGCCACUCUCACUAUGGGGACCAGGACAACCAGCUCUCUGGCAGCCACUCUCACUAUGGGGACCAGGACAACCAGCUCUCUGGCAGCCACUCUCACUAUGGGGACCAGGACAACCAGCUCUCUGGCAGCCACUCUCACUAUGGGGACCAGGACAACCAGCUCUCUGGCAGCCACUCUCACUAUGGGGACCAGGACAACCAGCUCUCUGGCAGCCACUCUCACUAUGGGGACCAGGACAACCAGCUCUCUGGCAGCCACUCUCACUAUGGGGACCAGCCAGACCAGCUCUCUGGCAGCCACUCUCACUAUGGGGACCAGCCAGACCAGCUCUCUGGCAGCCACUCUCACUAUGGGGACCAGCCAGACCAGCUCUCUGGCAGCCACUCUCACUAUGGGGACCAGGACGACCAGCCCCAGCACUCCCACGCAUCACAGUACAUGGAGUGUAGCGGUGGAGACGCAGACGCACCUGACCAGGUAAGGGGCAGACACAAUUUAGGUUUUUGAAUCACGUUUGAAAACACACCUUUUAAAUCAAGGAUUUUAUUGUUAUUUUAGAGAUCCUUUUUUGUUUUAUUUUGUUUUAUUCUUGUUUUGUAUCUCCUUUAUGGCUUUUCAGUUUAUCUUUCGUUCCAUUGUUUUACGGUAAAGUGCGGUACAAUUUUAAAUGCAGUUUAAAUAAAGUUUGACUAUUUGAUUUGACCAGACUGGAGAGUCCUCCUCCUCGUAUGUAGACGACGAGGAACCUGACGAGACUAGGAUCUCGUCCCGGUCUCUCUCCCGGUCCCGCUUCCCGGAGUAUGGUGUAGUCGACAACUCUGACCAGGACCUGCAGGGGUACGUGGAGUGUAGCGGAAGUGGUAGCGGAGCCGCCGACUCCAAUCCCUCGUUCCCCGGCAUUCGGCGACGCCACACUCACUACGUUGUGGACUGCAGCGCAGGGACGGGGGCGUACCUGGAGUGUGAAGAGGAUUUGAGGCCGCAGCACUCUCGGAGCUGCAGCAGCAGUGCUAACCACUCCCAGAGUCACCAAACCCUCCCUAACCACUCCCAGAGUCACCAAACCCUUCCUAACCACUCCCAGAGUCACCUAACCCUACGGCAGUAUGUGGAGUCUGUGGCUGCAGAUUCAGAGCAGCCCGGUUGUUCAAACUACCAGGAUCAGGGAGGGCAAGGGGAGGAUCCAGACCAGAACCAGGAUCCAGACCAGAACCAGGAUCCAGACCAGAACCAGGAUCCAGACCAGAACCAGGAUCCAGACCAGCCACAGCACUCUGACCAGCAGCAGCCUCAGCACUCCCACAACAUGGAGACCACCAGUAGCAGUACUGGCCCAGAGGCCUCCCUGGGGAGGUACACUGGGGCAGGGGAGGGUGACGAGGGUUCCUCCACAGACCAUCACCACCCCCAGGCAGACACUGUGAGAUCAGGCUCAGACCAUCACCACCCCCAGGCAGACACUGUGAGAUCAGGCUCAGACCAUCACCACCCCCAGGCAGACACUGUGAGAUCAGGCUCAGAGCAUCACCACCCCCAGGCAGACACUGUGAGAUCAGGCUCAGAGCAUCACCACCCCCAGGCAGACACCGUGAGAUCAGGCUCAGACCAUCACCACCCCCAGGCAGACACUGUGAGAUCAGGCUCAGAGCAUCACCACCCCCAGGCAGACACUGUGAGAUCAGGCUCAGAGCAUCACCACCCCCAGGCAGACACUGCAGGCUCAGCAGAGCAUCCAGAAGCUAUGGAGUGCACAGAGAGCCAGCCUGGCCCUUACAUCAGCAGCAGUGGGACCUACUCCUCCCACCCGGAGCCUGAGGUUGAUGAGCCCCCUGAGCCUCAGUGGUCCCCCAGUCUGGGGAGGCUUUCCAGGGGAGAGGAGGGUGGCGUGGUGGGGGGGUCUGGAACUCCAGCCGUGGAGGAGGUGGCCGGGGCUGUUAGAGGACCAGGGGUCCCCGUCCCCGUCCCCGUCCCCCACACCAUGGCUGAACUGGAGGAGAUGAUGGAGGUGGUGAUCGUUCAGCAGUUCAAGUGCAAGAUGUGCCCCUACAAGAGUGUCUCCAAAAACACCCUCAUCAACCACAUGAGGGACAGGCACUUCAAACCCACAGGUACAGUAGCCCCAUCCCACCUAGAGAGAGCUGAGAGACAGGCACUUCAAACCAACAGGUACAGUAGCCCCAUCCCACUUAGAGAGAGCUGAGAGACAGGCACUUCAAACCCACAGGUACAGUAGCCCCAUCCCACCUAGAGAGAGCUGAGGGACAGGCACUUCAAACCCACAGGUACAGUAGCCCCAUCCCACCUAGAGAGAGCUGAGAGACAGGCACUUCAAACCCACAGGUACAGUAGCCCCAUCCCACCUAGAGAGAGCUGAGAGACAGGCACUUCAAACCCACAGGUACAGUAGCUCCAUCCCACCUAGAGAGAGCUGAGAGACAGGCACUUCAAACCCACAGGUACAGUAGCCCCAUCCCACCUAGAGAGAGCUGAGGGACAGGCAUUUCAAACUCACAGGUACAGUAGCCCCAUCCCACCUAGAGAGAGCUGAGGGACAGGCAUUUCAAACCCACAGGUACAGUAGCCCCAUCCCACCUAGAGAGAGCUGAGGGAAGAGAGACACAUAAACAUACAGUACAGGAGGCAGCCAUCUAUGAAUGAAUCACUAAGAUUGAUCCUCAGUUUAGACAUAGACCUAGACACAGCUGAGGGCAGAAACUGAAUUCAAAUGGAAUCAAACUUUAUUUAUCCUCAACUGAAUUAAUGAGAUUAAAACUGUUUAUCCUCAGAUGGAUUAACUGGAUUCAAACUUUAUUCAUCCCCCGGGGAAAAUAGACUAAUACAACCCUUUAUCGUUUAUCGAACAAGCGCGCUUCCAAAGAGGCCUGUAUGGAAUAUGAUCAAAUAAAACAAGAUAGUACUUAAUUAGCUCCCAAACUGAGGUUCUCUGCUCCACUAGAAACUUAAAGCAACAUGCCUAAAUCAAUCACCAAAGGGAAAAUUCGAUUUGAUGAUCUGAUUGAUGGUCCUGUAUAGAAUACAAUGAUCUGAUUGGUGGUGUGCUGUGUGACUUCCAGGUGGCCCCCCUCCUAAGAAGCGUGGUCGUGGCCGGCCCAGGCGUAGUGAUACGUUGGCCCGUCAGCAGGCUGAGGUGAAACCAGAGCCCCAGCCUGAGGAGCCAGAGGACGAUGACAUCGUAGACGCUGGGGCCAUCGAUGACCCUGAAGGUACGUAGAGAUCCCUGUCAAGUUUUUCAAUAUUAGCACUUGUCACAAAAAGCAGAUAGUCGGUCAGCCAGUCGGUCGGUCCGUCGGUCAGCCAGUCAGUCGGUCAGCCAGUCGGUCGGUCCGUCGGUCAGCCAGUCAGUCGGUCAGCCAGUCAGUCGGUCGGUCCAUCGGUCAGCCAGUCGGUCGGUCCGUCGGUCAGCCAGUCGGUCGGUCAGCCAGUCGGUCGGUCCGUCGGUCAGCCAGUCAGUCGGUCAGCCAGUCGGUCGGUCCGUCGGUCAGCCGGUCGGUCGGUCCGUCAGCCCGUCGGUCAGCCGGUCCGUCGGCCGGUCCGUUUGUCACUCACUCGUCCGCUCUCAUCACUUACUCAUUUAUAUUGUUUACACAUAUCUAACCCUCUCAGAUCUACACCAACGCAUUGGGUGUCGAUUUGGGAUUCACACACUCACUCUCUCCCUCCAGAGGACAGUGACUAUAACCCAGCAGAUGAGGACUGUAGGGGCAGACAGCCUGCCCCUCCUCCCUGCUCCUCCACAGACCGCCCCCGCCGCAGGGUGGGACGCCCCAGGAAGUUCACCUCCACAGAGGGCAGCUACAAUGGCAAGGGUGGGUACUACUGUCGGCAUUAUAUACUCGCCAUGCUCACAUUGACUGCACAAUACACUCUCAGCUGUUUCCGUCUCUCCAUGUUUGAGUCAAGGCUUUCCAAAGUUCACUUGCAAGAAGACAAUAGUGUGCAGUUUUCAUUCUCCAAGCUGUUAUUGAAUAGGUUUCUAAUGCAUGAACUCUACCCUGUAUUUCCCUUGUUUUGGCUGAGGACAGAAGCUGAGGGUGAGAGAGCUAACAGCAGUGUGGACCCUCAAGGCUCGGAGGAGGCCAGUUCCUCAGGCCUGGGAAACGGAUCAGCUUCCUUGGCCAAUGGAAAAGCAGCGGAAGCCGGCAUCAGCCAGUCAGACUGAGAACAAAGACCCGUCACCCAAUGGGAGGCCGGAGGAGGCAGAGUUUUUCCCCAGGAAACGAGGUCGACCCUCAAAGCGGUUUCUCAGAAAGAAAUACAAGAAGUACAUGAACCGCAAGUAAGACUCAUUAUUACUGACACCUGGAAGUGAGCUACUGUAUCUCUGAAUACCUGCAUCGAACUGUCCUGGGAUAGCGUGGAUUUUAGACUUUUGACAUUGUCCCUUCCAGCGACCAUGGUGGUUGCGUACAGCACAGAUCUGUACUGUUGGAAAGGGUAUUACGUGAUGUAGCCGCAGACAGAGCUCUUCCAACCGAAUACCGUCACUCCCCCCUCCCUGUGUGUAUCACCAGGUGUUAUAAGUCUCUGAAGCCCCUCCUGAGGCCUCACAGCUGUUGGAUCUGCGGCUCUCGCUUCCUGUCCCAGGAGGACCUGAGGUUCCACGUAGACUCUCACCAAGGAAACGACCCAGAGUGCUUCAAAUGCCUGCAGUGUAACUACCGCUGCAAACGCUGGUCCUCGCUCAAGGUGAGUAGGCCAGGGGCAUACAGUCCAGUCAGUCAGUCGGUCAAUCAAAUGUACAGUGAGGGGGGGGGAGUAUUUGAUCCCCUGCUGAUUUUGUAAGUUUGCCCACUGACAAAGACAUGAUCAGUCUAUAAUUUUAAUGGUAGGUUUAUUUGAACAGUGAGAGACAGAAUAACAACAAAAAAAUCCAGAAAAAAACACAUGUCAAAAAUGUUAUAAAUUGAUUUGCAUUUUAAUGAGGGAAAUAAGUAUUUGACCCCUCUGCAAAAACAUGACUUAGUACAAGGGCAAAACCCUUGCUGGCAAUCAGAGGUCAGAUGUUUCUUGUAGUUGGCUUUUGUGGUCCUUUGAGGAAUUUGUGGUCCUCUGUAGCUCAAUUGGUAGAGCAUGGCGCUUGUAACGCCAGGGUAGUGGGUUCGAUCCCCGGGACCACCCAUAAAUAAAAAUGUAUGCACGCGUGACUGUAAGUCGCUAUGGGUAAAAGCGUCUGCUAAAUGGCAUAUUAUUAUUAUUAUUAUUAUUAUUUUGUCCCACUCCUCUUUGCAGAUCUUCUCCAAGUCAUUAAGGUUUCGAGGCUAACGUUUGGCAACUCGAACCUUCAGCUCCCUCCACAGAUUUUCUAUGGGAUUAAGGUCUGGAGACUGGCUAGGCCACUCCAGGACCUUAAUGUGCUUCUUCUUGAGCCACUCCUUUGUUACCUUGGCCGUGUGUUUUGGGUCAUUGUCAUGCUGGAAUACCCAUCCAUGACCCAAUUUCAAUGCCCUGGCUGAGGGAAGGAGGUUCUCACCCAAGAUUUGACGGUACAUGGCCCCGUCCAUCGUCCCUUUGAUGCGGUGAAGUUGUCCUGUACCCUUAGCAGAAAAACCCCCUCCAAAGCAUAAUGUUUCCACCAUGUUUGACGGUGGGGAUGGUGUUCUUGGGGUCAUAGGCAGCAUUCCUCCUCCUCCAAACACGGUGAGUUGAGUUGAUGCCAAAGAGCUCCAUUUUGGUCUCAUCUGACCACAACACUUUCACCCAGUUCUCCUCUGAAUCAUUCAGAUGUUCAUUGGCAAACUUCAGACGGGCCUGUAUAUGUGCUUUCUUGAGCAGGGGGACCUUGCGGGCGCAGCAGGAUUUCAGUCAUUCACGGCGUAGUGUGUUAACCAAUUGUUUUCUUGGUGACUAUGGUCCCAGCUGCCUUGAGAUCAUUGACAAGAUCCUCCCGUGUAGUUCUGGGCUGAUUCCUCACCGUUCUCAUGAUCAUUGCAACUCCACGAGGUGAGAUCUUGCAUGGAGCCCCAGGCCGAGGGAGAUUGACAGUUAUUUUGUGUUUCUUCCAUUUGCGAAUAAUCGCACCAACUAUUGUCACCUUCUCACCAAGCUGCUUGGCGAUGGUCUUGUAGCCCAUUCUAGCCUUGUGUAGGUUUACAAUCUUGUCCCUGACAUCCUUGGAGAGCUCUUUGAUCUUGGCCAUGGUGGAGAGUUUGGAAUCUGAUUGAUUGAUUGCUUCUGUGGACAGGUGUCUUUUAUACAGGUAACAAGCUGAGAUUAGAAGCACUCCUUUUAAGAGUGUGCUCCUAAUCUCAGCUCGUUACCUGUAUAAAAGACACCUGGGAGCCAGAAAUCUUUCUGAUUGAGAGGGGGUCAAAUACUUAUUUCCCUCAUUUAAAAUGCAAAUCAAUUUAUAACAUUUUUGACAUGCGUUUUUCUGGAUUUUGUUGUUGUUAUUCUGUCUCUCACUGUUCAAAUAAACCUACCAUUAAAAUUAUAGACUGAUCAUUUCUUUGUCAGUGGGCAAACGUACAAAAUCAGCAGGGGAUCAAAUACUUUUUUUCCCUCACUGUAUAUAGCCCUCAUUACAGCAUCAUCUUUAUUGUAAAUUAAUUACACUGCUUCUUUAAUCAUUGAAUUAGUCUUCAGUUGUUCUCUCGUGUCUCAGGCCUGGUCUGUUCCCUGUACUGUCUGUAAUAACCACAGUGGGAAUGAUAAGAGCCUGUGGUCUCUGCUGUGUUAACAGGAACACAUGUUCAACCACCAGGGGAACAAGCCCUUUAAGUGUGAGGUGUGUGACUACAGCAGUGUGUAUAAGAAGGAUGUCAACAGACACUCAGCAAUACACAACAAGGACCAGUAUGUACACGCACACACACAGGACUGCAUUGCAGUGCUAGCUGUGCCACUAGAGAACCUGGUUCGAAUCCAGGCUCUGUCGUAGCCGGUCGCGACCGGGAGACCCAUGGAGCGGUGCACAAUUGGCCCAGUGUCGUCCAGGGUAGGGGAGGGAAUGGCCGGCAGGGAUGUAGCUCAGUUGGUAGAGCAUGGCGUUUGCAAUGCCAGGGUUGUGGGUUCGAUUCCCACGGGGGGUAUGAAAAAUAAAAAAAUAAUGUAUGCACUCACUAAGUGUAAGUCGCUCUGGAUAAGAGCGUCUGCUAAAUGACUAAAAUGUAAAUGUAAAUGUUAUCGUACACUCAGCAGUACUCAACCAGGACCAGUAUGUACACACGCACACACACAGGACGUUAUCAUACACUCAGCAGUACUCAACCAGGACCAGUAUGUACACGCACACACACAGGACGUUAUCAUACACUCAGCAGUACUCAACCAGGACAAGUAUGUUCUCUCCUGACACCAUGUGGGACAUUCACCUGUGAGCUCCACACAACUCACAUUACCAGACCAAAAUGGCACAUUGACCUUUAUUGGUUUUUAGCUGGAGACCGAUCGAUCUCGAUCUAAAAUACUAAAAGCUUGAUCGAUCAUUUGAUCAAUCAAUCAUUAGAUCCAGUAACUUUAUUUUUUCAUCCUUUCACAGGAAAACAAAGUCUGAGUCUGUAAGUAUUUUCCCCUUUUUAUCUAUAAAUGUUGAGUUACCAUAGUUACCAUAGUUGGUCAACCUAGAUAGGCUUUUUCUAUCCAGAUCACCCCAGGUAUAAACAUGUUAUAAACCUAUUGAGGGAUCUUGUUGUCAUGCCAUAGCAGGUUUAUUAUAUCUGAAUAAAGGUUUUAAACCCAGUAAGAUAUCUUGUUUUUAUGCCAUAGGAGUCGUAUGGUCCGUCUGUACCAGCCAGAUGUAUUUGUACAGGUCUUUCUGACUCUCAGCAGGUGUAUAAGGUGUUGUCGUUCCCGUGUCCAGUGUGGUCUUUCUGACUCUCAGCAGGUGUAUAAGGUGUUGUCAUUCCCGUGUCCAGUGUGGUCUUUCUGACUCUCAGCAGGUGUAUAAGGUGUUGUCGUUCCCGUGUCCAGUGUGGUCUUUCUGACUCUCAGCAGGUGUAUAAGGUGUUGUCAUUCCCGUGUCCAGUGUGGUCUUUCUGACUCUCAGCAGGUGUAUAAGGUGUUGUCAUUCCCGUGUCCAGUGUGGUCUUUCUGACUCUCAGCAGGUGUAUAAGGUGUUGUCGUUCCCGUGUCCAGUGUGGUCUUUCUGACUCUCAGCAGGUGUAUAAGGUGUUGUCAUUCCCGUGUCCAGUGUGGUCUUUCUGACUCUCAGCAGGUGUAUAAGGUGUUGUCAUUCCCGUGUCCAGUGUGGUCUUUCUGACUCUCAGCAGGUGUAUAAGGUGUUGUCGUUCCCGUGUCCAGUGUGCCACAGAGUCUACCCCAUGCAGAAGAGACUCACUCAGCACAUGAAGACACACAGUGCUGAGAAACCACACAUGUGUGACAAGGUAACACAUCAUCUGACCGUGAUGAACAAUUCCAAUAAUCCACUCAAAUCAAUCAGGUUUCUAGUUUUAAUCUCAGCUUUUCAUUAAAAUCUUUAUAAAUCUCUGUUUGUGCUUUGACUUCACAGUGUGGGAAGUCCUUCAAGAAGAGAUAUACGUUCAAGAUGCAUCUCCUAACACACAUCCAGAGUGUGGACAACAGCAGGUCAGUACAGGAUGUAGCGCCAUUUUCAUUGUGCCUCUAAGCAGAACAUAGCCUAUUUUUUUGUUUUUUAAACGUUUUUAUACUUUAUAUGUUAAGUUUACACUACAAUCACCCCAGAUUUUUUAAACACCUCUCUAUUAAGUAUUUUAGCUACUUUUUUGCCCUUGUCCCAGACUUUUGAGCUUCUACUAUGUUUUUCUAUGAGAAAACAUUAUGUAAUGUGUAAUUAUUAAAGAAAGAGUCAAUGAAAUAAAAUCUAUAUCAACAUUUAUUUUGAGUAUGCCCUUUUAUAUUGUUUUUUUAAUGAAAAAUAUACCUGUCCUUUGGUAGUGGUGUCAUUUCCAGCACUGAGGACAAAUUCCUCAUAAAUAAAGUUUUGUCAAGAGAAUGUUAACUUAGUUACCAUGGAAACGUAUUGUGACACUGAAGCACAUGGCUGCAGCGGACAGUUGUUCCAGAUGUGAUGUCCAGAGGUAAAUAUUGCUUGUGUAGAGAAUAUUUAUAUUGUCAGUCAUUUCCAAACAGCCUAUAAUUUAUUUAAUUUGUGGUAGAUUUAUUUAAUAUAGAUAUAAUGUAUUUAGUGUAAACUAUAUAUACAGUGAGAGGAAAAAAGUAUUUGAUCCCCUGCUGAUUUUGUACGUUUGCCCACUGACAAAGAAAUGAUCAGUCUAUAAUAUUAAUGGUAGGUUUAUUUGAACAGUGAGAGACAGAAUAACAACAAAAAAAUCCAGAAAAACGCAUGUAAAAAAUGUUAUAAAUUGAUUUGCAUUUUAAUGAGGGAAAUAAGUAUUUGACCCCCUCUCAAUCAGAAAGAUUUCUGGCUCCCAGGUGUCUUUUAUACAGGGAACGAGCUGAGAUUAGGAGCAUACUCUUAAAGGGAGUGCUCCUAAUCUCAGUUUGUUACCUGUAUAAAAGACACCUGUCCACAGAAGCAAUCAAUCAAUCAGAUUCCAAACUCUCCACCAUGGCCAAGAACAAAGAGCUCUCCAAGGAUGUCAGGGACAAGAUUGUAGACCUACACAAGGCUGGAAUGGGCUACAAGACCAUCGCCAAGCAGCUUGGUGAGAAGGGGACAACAGUUGGUGCGAUUAUUCGCAAAUGGAACACAAAAUAACUGUCAGUCUCCCUCGGCCUGGGGCUCCAUGCAAGCUCUCACCUCGUGGAGUUGCAAUGAUCAUGAGAACGGUGAGGAAUCAGCCCAGAACUACACGGGAGGAUCUUGUCAAUGAUCUCAAGGCAGCUGGGACCAUAGUCACCAAGCUGAGUCAGAUUGGUGACCAAAAUGGAGCUCUUUGGAAUCAGAUGAGACCAAAAUGGAGCUCUUUGGAAUCAACUCAAUUCGCCGUGUUUGGAGGAGGAGGAAUGCUGCCUAUGACCCCAAGAACACCAUCCCCACCGUCAAACAUGGAGGUGGAAACAUUAUGCUUUGGGGGUGUUUUUCUGCUAAGGGGACAGGACAACUUCACUGCAUCAAAGGGAUGAUGGACGGGGCCAUGUACCGUCAAAUCUUGGGUAAGAACCUCCUUCCCUCAGCCAGGGCAUUGAAAAUGGGUCGUGGAUGGGUAUUCCAGCAUGACAAUGACCCAAAACACACAGCCAAGGCAACAAAGGAGUGGCUCAAGAAGAAGCACAUUAAGGUCCUGGAGUGGCCUAGCCAGUCUCCAGACCUUAAUCCCAUAGAAAAUAUGUGGAGGAGCUGAAGGUUUGAGUUGCCAAACAUCAACCUUGAAACCUUAAUGACUUGGAGAAGAUAUGCAAAGAGGAGUGGAACAAAAUCCCUCCUGAGAUGUGUGCAAACCUGGUGGCCAACUACAAGAAACGUCUGACCUCUGUGAUUGCCAACAAGGGUUUUGCCACAAAGUACUAAGUCAUGUUUUGCAGGGGGUCAAAUACUUAUUUCCCUCAUUAAAAUGCAAAUUAAUUUAUACCAUUUUUGACAUGCGUUUUUCUGGAUUUUUUUGUUGUUAUUCUGUCUCACUGUUCAAAUAAACCUACCAUUAAAAUUAUAGACUGAUCAUGUCUUUGUCAGUGGGCAAACGUACAAAAUCAGCCGGGGAUCAAAUACAUUUUUCCCCUCACUGUACUAGCUGUAAUAAUAGCCAAAGCAUGCUAAGCAGUCUGUCAUUUUUCUCCAAAAACUGUAGAAGCGUCAUUUCCAUCAGUCAUUUCCAUCACAAACUUAACUGUGGUGGAAAUGACAGAACGUGGUGGAAAUGACAAAAAUCCAUUUAUGUUAAUAGUUUUAUUACUUUAGGCUUAUUUAAUCAUGUUUUACAUUUAUUUAAUCUAGAAAAUGCUGUGGUCAAAGCCGCACAAGUUGAAAACUUAAGUAGUAUUUUUCUUUUGUUUUCAGAAGAUGGCACAUAAAACAGCACAGAGGUCACAGAGGUCAUAGAAACCAAAUAAGAAAUGAUCCUAUACGAUACCAGGAACAUCUGCAAAAAGACAGGGAGAGAUACUGGAAGAAACGGGAGAAGUGAAAUCUAUCUCUGAGAUUACGAAGCGAGAGAAGGCAAUGGAAAUGCAACCAAUGGAAUAGAAGACAUUUAAAGAGAACAGUUGCAAUGGAGACCUACCUAUCAGGCAACACACCACCUCAGUCACCAGAUGACUUGCAGCCAGAGGGCAACAUACCUGCCCCUAACUUACCUGCCCCUGAUGCACGCCCUGAUACCCUUUCCUCGUUGUCUGCAACAGGAAUGAGAAGUCGAAUACUUGCCGGAAGGAAAAAAGGUUGGAAGGUUUCGCUCAAAAACAUACAGAGAUCUUUGCGUGACAAAGCUUUACGGAAAUCUUGAGAAAUACAAAAUGUAUUUUUUUUUUAAUCAACUGAUGAAGAUGGAGAGACAAAACAGCAAACGAAGAAGAACUUGAGAUUUUAUCGUUUCAAAAAUGCCAUCAUUGCAGAGUCAAGCAAAAGUAUCAAAAAAUGCGCAACAGUGCCAAGGACAAAAAAAUGCUCAGAGGCGCAACAUCCUGAGAAAGUAUGGCCUGGUCAAAGCCGCAAACGGAGAAUUUGGAUUUUCAGCAAAAGCAAUGAGGGGCAAAUUAAAACAGGCCAACAAGUCUUCAAUAGUCCAGGAAAAAGCAGUGUAACAGAAUUAACAAAACAACAGAAGAGAAAUUCACCUGAUGAUGUGACGACAACAGUAGAGCAACAACUAACUGUAAGUCGCUCUGGAUAAGAGCGUCUGCUAAAUGACUAAAAUGUAAAUGUAAACAACAGGGAAAAAGGGCACUAACGAGGAACAAGAAAAACGAGCAGAAGCGCUUCUUGAAUGGCACAAUUCAGAACCUUUUAUCAGAAUUUUAAGAGGGAAUAUUCAGAGAUUAAAAAUGUCCUACUAUGAAUUCUGUAAAAUAUGUCAUUUUUGGGUUGUCAAGCCAACAGUCCAGGAUAGGGACACGUACCUCUGCAAAACCCACGUCAACCUCCAGUUCAUGGCGGACAAACUACAGUAUCACAAAGUGAUCAGCUGAAGCAACGUUGAUAACCUUUUUAUUGAGUCUUUGUGCUGUGAGAACCUGAAGAAAGAGCGCAGGUACACAGAGUGCUCCCUUUUGCCAAGCAAAAUAGCUUUUAAACAUCUUGACUUUGAUGCUGCUGAGCAGACAUGGUGGUUCGAGAGGGAAAACGGAAGAGCUGAAGAGAGAAGAAAAACAAAGAGGGAAACUGAGAAGUUCCCUGUACAUUUGACAGUAAAAGAAAAGGUGUGUGGCGCACUGCAGAUUCUACUGGAGGACUUCUCCAAAGAAAUGUAAGAGAAGUUGGGGAAACACGUGUACGACAUUCGACAGCAAUACUCCAUACUGAGAUAAUUUUAAAAGAGAAUCUGCGGAAAGAGGAGAUCAUCGUGCAUAUUGGCUUUGCAGAGAACUACCUGUGUAAAAUACACAAGUGAAAUCCAGCAAGUUCACUUUGGUGAUUCUCACAAGCAGGUGACCCUCCACACCUGUGUUGGAUAUACCACAAAUGAUACAGUGUCACUUUUCUCACUGAGCUCUUCUAUGCGGCAUGACCCCUCUGCUAUCUGGGCCCAUCUCUCAAAAACACUGGCCUACUUCCUUGAGCUCUGCCCAUCGGCUAAUUUUGGAUCUUACUUUUGUCUUAUAUGAAUUAAAUGUUUAGCAAUGGUUGUUGUUCAAAAAUGGUUGCAAUAAAAUAUUGUUUUCAUACGUUUUUAUUUUUUACAUAGAUGUCAUUUCCACCACACCCAUAUUUUUUUGGUAAAUUUAGUAUAUUAUGUAUAAUUUACAUUUGAUUUGUUUUAGAUAGGGAAAUCCUAUGGUUGUCAUCAUAAUCUCACAAAAAGGUUGGGUGGAAAUAUCUUAUUUUUCAUGAUAAAUAAAUGUUUUCAGCUGUCACAAAGGCAAGUUUAUACAUUCAGGCGUCGUGUUGAAUUAUUAAUAUUAGGAAAACCUUAAAAAUCACUUAAAAUAAUAUUCAAUACAAGUGAAUGUACAAAUGUGUAAGAAAUGUGUUUUAAGUUAAUUGUAUGGUAUUUCAUUUUCAACUAAAAAUGAUGUUUAAUGACGUGAUGGAAAUUAAAUUUGUCUAUGGCUGUCUGAGAAAAAUGACAAAAAUAAAUAAAUUGCUGAAUAGUACAAUCGCAGCCAUUAUCAGAUAUUAUUUCUAGACAAAUCAAAGACAAUUAUAAUAUUAUUAAAAUGGUGUUUCAAUACGUUUUUUUAAUUUCUGAAAGCUUGCAGGGCCAAAGUGCCCGAAGUUGCAGAAUCACCCACCUCCCUGUUUCACCCUGUUUCAAAAUGUUUUCUCCUUAUCAUACACUACACAGUGUUAAAAUCCUGUGACCUGCCUAAUGCAUGUCUCUGUUCACCAGGGUCAAGUGUGAGUUCUGUGACUAUGACUGUGACAACAAGAAGCUCCUGCUCAACCACCAGCUGUCCCACAACAACGACCGGCCCUUUAAAUGUGACUACUGUAAAUACUCCACCUCUAAAGAGGACUUCCUGGUCUCACACCUGGCCAUCAAACACACAGGUGAGUUCUACACCUGACCCUGACUCUUAACACUAUCAGUCUCGAGACCACAGAAAACAUUUCAUUUAUGACUUUCAUUUAUCUGCAUGUCCAGCCCUUAUAUUUAGUCUAUAUUUUACCAUUUUCUUUUCAGGACAACCAUAGCUACAAGUAGAACACUAAACUAUUUGACAUAAACAGUUGGGCUGACCCCAAUUAGUCGGCUGGUCGAUUGUUAGAUCGAUAGGCUGUUGGUCGACCAACAUUUGUAUAUUAUUAUUUAUAUUAUGAUAAUUUUUUAAAAAGUUUUUAUGGCACACAAGAUUGUAUUAUUGGCGCCCAUCUCAGUGAACUAAUCCAUUGCGGAGGCCACAGGGAUGGCACAGUCAAAGGAGAAGGGGAGAGUGACAAUUUGUGCACGUUCAUUGUUUCAUAACUUCAUUGUGUGAAUUGUUUGCUUUUGAAUGUUAGUGUCUAUCAAUUCCCCAUUACAUACAGUGCGGAGAACAAGUAUUUGAUACACUGCCGAUUUUGCAGGUUUUCCUACUUACAAAGCAUGUAGAGGUCUUUAAUUUUUAUCAUAGGUACACUUCAACUGUGAGAGACGGAAUCUAAAAUAAAAAUCCAGAAAAUCACAUUGUAUGAUUUUUAAGUAAUUAAUUUGCAUUAAUUCCUAUAAUUACUCAUCUACAAUGUUUGUUUGGUUACGGUAAUGUCUCUUGAUGCGUAUGUAAUUAUUCCAGUCUUUUACUGUUCUCAUUGUCGGAGUGGACACGUUGUUUGCAGAACGCACAACCUAUGCUACACUUGUUGAGUAAGGAUGCGCACCUGAUUAUGCAUAGAAGUAGGCCUAUAGGCAUAUAAAUGUGCCCAUUUGGGGAUCUGAUAGUAUUUCUGAUUGGCUUAACGCACCACCACUAAUGAGCUGUGGAGCUUCUCAAAGUAAUGUUUUCUUCACCUCAAACAGCAAGCAAACAUCCAUUGAGAAUGACAAUAGUUCCUCAAUGUAUUUGUAAAAUCUUUCCAGCUCUCUCCCUUUCGAUCACCACUCAGCGUGAAAGGGAAAAAUGUCAUGCUCUGAUCGAUUGGAAACAUCAUAAAACAGACCUCCCUGAUUACUACUUAUCUCUUGAUCAAGUAGCCUACAGCUGUGUCUGUCCCAAGCUCACUGGCGCAGGAAACUCUGAAGGCCCAGAAUAUUUUAUACAAUGUUGCAAGUUUGCUAGUGCAUGCUUCAGGCAGGACCCAAUUUAAUAGUUGAUAUAAUGUUUUAAGUUUGUUGCAGACAGGCCAUGUGCAGCCAAUGUGAUUUAUAGGAUAUUUAUUUUUUGUUGGAUGUUUUUAUUUGUUGGCUUUAUGGGCUAUUUCUACAUAGUUGGCAAUGGCAAUAGAAGUACAUUUUUUUAGGUUUAUUUUCAUUUAGAUUUGGAUAGAAAUGUUGAUUAACCACAUGACAAUGAUUUUGAGAUACGAAGAUGUUAUUAUAUAUUAAAUGAAACUGUUCCACGAAAAUGUGCAUAUGAAAACCAUAACUGGCACGCAGAUCGGUAGAAAUGGCAAGAUAAAUUGGCAUUCCACAUGAGAAAGGUUGCAGACUCCUCGUGUAACCUAUUAAUGGCAACUUCAGGAGAGUAACGGCAGAAUCUGCGAAAGCCAGUAGGAGCGGGAGGAGGAUGGCCGGGACAGGUUAAGGUUUUUGUCUUCUGGUUAUCUUGAUCUCUGGCUCCCUCUUGAAUCAUUUGUGUCUUAUUUCAUCAAACAGUGCGCUUAAACCAUCAGACAAGCUCAAUGCAUAUAUAGUUGAUUUUCUUAACACACAGGGUGUGUCUAUGUAUGGAAAAAUACACUUUUUAAAAUUUGGUCUACCAAUAUAUAUUUUUUGUCAGGGACAGCCCUAAUAAACAGUUGCAUUCAAAUGUCAAUAAAAACAAUAAGGUCCGCCAAAGCAAAAACCUGAUAAAAAUGAAUUCAUAUGAAUGCUGUAAGUACAGAACUUGUUAGCUCAGUAGGAAAUUAAUAUCCAACUAGUCAGUGACAACUGUGUGGAGUUUGUAACAGCAACUAUCUUCUAUGUAGAAGAACCCCUUACCUUCUAAUGGCUCUGUAGCUUGUGAGCAUCAUAGAGCAUAACAUGUUACAUGUGCGUGUUUGAGUCUCAGCUUUUCAUAGAUGGCUUUUAAUCGUUUUUAGCUCAAACCAUUCGGACUCUACAAACAUUUUUGUAAAAAACCCGGCCCCGGGCCCCUUCGGGAUCCGCCCUUGUCUCACAAACACCUCUCUAGCUCCUCCCCCGUUAAUCACACAGACCAAUGGUUGGUACCAACAGAUGUGGAAGAAAUAGACAAAUCCAAUGGUACAAGCCACACAAUGUUUAAAAGGGGUUGGAAGUCCAAAUUGCGCCGGCGUCGCAGUGGGACUCAUUGGGUUAAACCCAACCCUAACCCUUUAAAUGUGACUAUUGUAAAUACUCCACCUCUGAAGAGGGCUUCCUGGUCUCACACCUGGCCAUCAAACACAUAAGUGAGUCACUGUGAUCUUCUCCAUCACGAUCAGUUUAGUUCACUAGCUAUUACAAUUAUUUACCCCUCAACCCCACCAGUUUUCAGCUGUACCUGGGAUUCGAACCCGCGACCCUUCGGUCAAUGGCUCUCUUCUCUAACCUCUCUGCCACCCCAUAUUCAGCUAAUCAAGGUGUUGAAGAUCUAGGAGCAGAAGGAUUUAGGAUCACUGCUUUAGCAUAUUUACCCCAUGGUAGAUCUAAUGUGCCCUCCUUUCGCCCUCUAGGAGAGAAGCCAUUCUCCUGUGAGAUGUGCCACUUCACGACGAAGCACCGUAAGAACCUGCGUCUGCACGUCCAGUGUCGCCACCCGGAGGCGUUUGAGGAGUGGAGCGCUACUCAUCUCUAGCUCCUCCCCCGUCAGACGAAGGAGGAGACCCUUCUUCACCCUGCAGCAGAUAGAGGACCUCAAACAGCAACACGACGACACACCGGGCCUACAGAACACUCUAGUACGCCUGGGGAUGAGCUAAACUGUACUUUAUAUCUCUGUAUGCCUCUCAAUAUAGAGAUGAACGUGCGUUUGGGGGGCUUCAGUGGGUCUUCUAAAGGAAAAACAGUAGAAGCCAGUAACUCGGAAUGAAUAAUUAUCUAAUGGAUAGUUUUGGGAAUGUUUGACUGUUGUGUUAGGUAGCAGUGGAUCCUGACACCCUACAAGCCAUGCAGACGAUGCAGAACGCCUCAGUCUCCCAAGAUGCAAUGGGAAACACCACCAUCACUUACGAACAGGGUCAGUUAUUUUUCGUCUUCCUUCUUCUUCAGGUGACCGACUGCCCCACCGAGACUCUUUCUUAUGGCCUAAGAUCUCUUCCAAGCCCAAUGGUAACGUUUAUAAUGCAUUGUGAAGCAUGACACAAUAAUAACUUUAAUCUCUCUCCAUCUCUACAGCAGCCGGGAACUCAGACCUGUCAGCCCAGAAUGCUCUGGAUCUGCUGUUGAAUAUGAGCAACGCCAGACAGCUGGUGAAAAACUCUCUACAGGUACUGCUGGGUCACACAUUGGCUCAUUGAGUAGACCUCUGUUGUUUUACUUACCUGUGCAAUGAUUCAUACAGGGAUGCUACACGGGUCUGCAUGAAUGGGACAGACUAGGUUGUGUAUUGGAUUAGCAGUCUGUCUGUGUGUGCUCCUCAGGUACAGAUGGUGAAAUCAUCGGACUCCGAGGUUCUAGAAGCGGGCUCCUGGACAGGGGUUACCUCAGCGACCGGGGGAGCUCAAAAGGUUGGUUGAUUUGAUUUUAAUUUAUUUUAAGCUGGUAUAGCGUUUCUUAAAGGAGAAUUUUGCUUAUUUACAACCAAAUCUCAAUUUGUAUGUAAAUUGCAUGUUGUAGAAGGGUCCAGACACUUUUUUUUUUGUUGUUGCAAUUUCGUACACACACUAGAGGGUUGGUACUGUACAUAUGGGCUUUAGGCGACGGCAUUACCCGCUAGAACAUAAUUUCUUAAAUGCUGGUCCUGGGGACCCAAAGGGAUGCAAGUUUUAGUUGUUGCCUUAGCACUCACACACCUGAUUCAAAUCAAAGGCUUGGUGAUGAGUUGAUUAGUUGAAUCCAGUGUCUGAGUGAACCCCUUUGGGUCCCCGAGAACAGGAUUAAAGGAGAAAUUGGACUAUAUUGAGAGCUUUUCCAUUUCUAAAAGGACGUAUUUAUGUGGUUUUGGAGCCUUUGUUUCAGAGACCCCAUACUGCACAACGAGGAUGAGGAAGUGAAUCGCUGGCUGGGGGAAGUUUCUCAAAAACAAGUGAAAUUGCAACAACAAAAAAAACAGUGUCUGUACCCUUCUUCUAGUCUGUACCCUUCUAUAAGGGUACAGACUGUAGUCCUCUGUAGCUCAAUUGGUAGAGCAUGGCGCUUGUAACGCCAGGGUAGUGGGUUCGAUCCCCGGGACCACCCAUACGUAAAAAAUGUAUGCACACAUGACUGUAAGUCGCUUUGGAUAAAAGCGUCUGCUAAAUGGCAUAUUAUUAUUAUAUAACAUGUACAACUACAAAAAUAGAGAUUUGGUUAAAAAAAUUGCCAAUUUCUCAUUUAAUCCUGUUCUCGGGGGCCCAAAGGGGUGCACUUUUUUGCUUUUGACCGUUCACUCAGACACUUGAUUCAACUAAUCAACUCAUCACCAAGCCUUUGAUUUGAAUCAGGUGUGUGAGUGCUAAGGCAACAACUAAAACUUGCAUCCCUUUGGGUCCCCAGGACCAGCAUUUAAGAAAUUAUGUUCUAGCGGGUAAUGCCGUCGUCUAAAGCCCAUAUAUUACAAUACCAACCCCCCCCAGUGUGCGUACCAAUCCCAGUCCCACCACUAUUCUGCGUUUCAUUUUCUCUCGGUCUCCCCACCUAUUUCAUGAUAUCUAAAUCAAAUUAAAAGCGCCCAAAAAUUAUAAAAAAAAAAAAAAAAAGUGGGGUCUUUUUAAUUUCUGUUGUGGUCCUUUAGGUUGUGACGUUCCAGGUGUCUGAGAACGGGGAGACCCUGGUACAAGAGGUCGAGGAGGUCUAUGAGGCUGGGACCGAUGAGAAUGGAGAGAUUACCCAGAUAUCCAUCCAGGCCUAUAAGGAGUCAGAGGGCUUCAGUGUGGUGGAACGGAUGGAACAAGCUACACAGGAGAUGCAAAGCACCGGACCUGGAUACAGGUAGAGUAGAAUCUGGACUCACCUGGCCUAACCUGGCCAACACAGCACUGGCCAUUAGCUAAUGAGCACCAUUCUGUCUUUCUGAUCUGCUAUACACAACUGACAUUCCUGAUGAUGUUUUACCAAUGAUUUUUUUGAAGCGCUGAAAUAAGUUUCUUCUCCCAUUUUUCAAAAAGUAUCAAACAUUUUUGGAGAUACAUGAACUUGGUUGACUUCCACUUCACCGUGUUUUCAGUAGUGGUGAGGGCAGUCCCCAGCCCAUGGAGGAAGACCAGGAUGGAACAGAAACACUCCAAGAGAACAGAGACAGCCACUACUACCUGACCUCUGGUCUGGGGGAUGGCAUUCUACAGCAGGUGGAGGUAAGCCGGCCACAGGAGAACCACAUACUGUGGCAGGGGGGGCGUUAGAGAACAGUUUUCCUUGUGAACAUUUCCACAGGAAUACAGUGCCUGCAAUGUGCCUAAGAUGAUGUUAAUGCUCAGUCUUUCGGGAAACUCUUCCCUGUUCAGUUGAACUGUAGAUGUCUGAGAAGGCAAUCAGUAGUCUGCUGUCUCAUCCUCAAUCUCUCUCUCUCUCCCUCUCUUCAGCUAAGCAGUGAGGCCCCCGGUUCCCCCUCCAUGGUGGGAUCCCCCCAGGAUCAGAACCAGCUCAACCCCAAGAGGUUCUCCUGUCGUAUCUGCACGGAGUCGUUCCACGGCCGCAGUGACAUGGAGAACCACAAGAGGGCCCAUAUCGACCCGUCCACCUUCAAGUGUCCUGACUGUGACUUCACUGCCUCCUCCUGGCCAGACGUCAAGGUGGGUCUUUUUUUAUCAUUUCUCAGCCUUUGGGUAAAUCUCAGAAGUAUUUUGUUGAUUCCUUGUGCCCUCCCUAGAGGAGAGCUUCGGAGUAGUAGAUAAGUUUCCUCCCCUCGGAUUUCCUCUGUUCUUCUCUCUACCCUCUUACGUUUUGAGGUGGUGGUGAGGAGAGCACACCCAAUAAAUUGAGGAAAGAGUUUGAGAUUAACCCUUUUAAUACAUAUGAAGGGACUUUUUUUGCCCCAAAGAAUGUUUUUUUUGUUCUUGAAAGGCAGCAUUGACCUAGUUAGUAAAUUACAGUUUGUUCUAUCCAAAGCAUGCUAUCAUUUUAGUUAUCGAUGUACCAUUCCUUUCUCAGACCCACAUGGGCGUGCAUGCCUACCUGCGGCCUCACACCUGUCCCAGCUGCAGCUUCGCCUCCAGGAACAAGAAGGACCUGAGGAGGCACAUGAUGACGCAUACCAACGAGAAGCCCUUCACCUGCCAGAUCUGUGGACAGAGGUAUUCAACCAAUUAGGGCAUCUUGAGGCCGUUGAGAAUACACUUUGUUAUUGUGUUGGGAGGGUGACGGCAGCUUAGAAUGGUUUUUUUGUUGUUGUUGUGUACAGAAAAAGUUAUGAAAGCACCUUAGGGAACCCUUCUGGUCUGUCGCACCUAUCAGGUUUAAUCGUAACGGCCACCUCAAGUUCCAUAUGGAGCGUCUCCACAGCCAGGAGCCUCCGACGAGGAAGACUCAUUCUGGAGGAGGCUCCCAGCAGCAGACCUUCAUAGUCAGCAGUGAUGAGGAGGCUCUCGUCAUGCUACAGUGUAAGGAACACACACGUUUACACCAACAUGUAGGUCAUUUCACUGGGUGAAUAAAUCACUGAUGUCCUCCAUUUCCUUCCAUCCAACCCAUUUGGGGGGGGGGGGCAAAUGCAAAUAGUCUGGGUAGCCAUUUGAUUAGAUGUUCAGGAGUCUUAUGGCUUGGGGGAUAGAAGUUGUUUAGAAGGCUCUUGGACCUAGACUUGUCGCUCCGGUACCGCUUCCCAUGCUUUAGCAGAGAGAACAGUCUAUGACUAGGGUGGCUGGAGUCUUUGACAAUUUUUAGGGCCUUCCUCUGACACCACCUGGUAUAGAGGUUCUUGAUGGCAGGAAGCUUGGCCCCAGUGAUGUACUGGGUCGUACGCACUACCCUCUGUAGUGCCUUGCGGUCAGAGGCCGAGCAGUUGCCAUACCAGGCAGUGAUGCAACCAGUCAGGAUGCUCUCGAUGGUGCAGCUGUAGAACCUUUUGAGGGACUGAGGACCCAUGCCAAAUCUUUUCAGUCUCCUUAGGGGGAAUAGGUUUUGUCGUGCCCUCUUCACGACUGUCUUGGUGUGCUUGGACCAUGUUAGUUUGUUGGUGAUGUGGACACCAAGGAACUUACAGCUCUCAACCUGCUCCACUACAGCCCCGUCGAUGAGAAUGGGGCCGUGCUCGGUCCUCUUCUUGAUCAGGCCUACCACUGUUGUGUCAUCGACAAACUUAAUGAUGGCGUUGGAGUCGUGCCUGACCAAGCAGUCAUGAGUGAACAGGGAGUACAGGAGGGGACUGAGCACGCACCCCUUAGGGGCCCCCGUGUUGAGGAUCAGCGAGGCGGAUGUGUUGUUACCUACACUUACCACCUGGGGGCGGCCCGUCAGGAAGUCCAGGAUCCAGUUGCAGAGGGAGGUGUUUAGUCCCAGGAUCCUUAGCUUAGUGAUGAGCUUUGAGGGCAAUAUGGUGUUGAACGCUGUAGUCAAUGAAUAGCAUUCUCACGUAGGUGUUCCUUUUGUCUAGGUGUGAAAGGACAGUGUGGAGCGCAAUAAUCUGUGUGGAUCUGUUGGAGCGGUAUGCAAAUGAGGGUGGGUCAAGGGUUUCUGGGAUAAUGGUGUUGAUGUGAGCCAUGACCAGCCUUUCAAAGCACUUCAUGGCUACAGACGUGAGUUCUACGGGUCGGUAGUCAUUUAGGCAGGUUACCUUAGUGUUCUUGGGCACAGGGACUAUGGUGGUCUGCUUGAAACAUGUUGGUAUUACAGACUCAGUCAGGGAGAGGUUAAAAAUGUCAGUGAAGACACUUGCCAGUUGGUCAGCGCAUGCUUGGAGUACACGUCCUGGUAAUCCGUCUGGCUCUGCGGCCUUGUGAAUGUUGACCUGUUUAAAGGUCUUACUCACAUCGGCUACGGAGAGCGUGAUCACACAGUCGUCCGGAACAGCUGAUGCUCUCAUGCAUGUUUCAGUGUUACUUGCCUCGAAGCGAGCAUAGAAGUAAUUGAAAGUGGCAGCUCUACCCUUUAGCUCAGUGUGGAUGUUGCCUGUAAUCCAUGGCUUCUGGUUGGGGUAUGUACGUACAGUCACUGUGGGGACGACGUCAUCGAUGCACUUAUUGAUGAAGCCAGUGACUGAUGUGGUGUACUCCUCAAUGCCAUCGGAAGAAUCCCGGAACAUAUCCCAGUCUGUGAUGGCAAAACAGUCCUGUAGCUUAGCAUCUGCUUCAUCUGACCAUUUUUCUAUUGACUGAGUCACUGGUGCUUCCUGCUUUAGUUUUUGCUUGUAAGCAGGAAUCAGGAGGAUAGAGUUAUGGUCAGAUUUGCCAAAUGGAGGGCGAGGGAGAGCUUUGUACGCAUCUCUGUGUGUGGAGUAAAGGUGGUCUAGAGUUUUUUUCCCUCUGGUUGCACAUUUAACAUGCUGGUAGAAAGGAGGUAAAACGGAUGUAAGUUUCUUCAUUGAGUGCAGUCUUAGUGCCAGCAUUGGUUUGUGGUGGUAAAUAGACCGCUACGAAGAAUAUAGAUGAAAACUGUUGGUUGAUAGUGUGGUCUACAGCUUAUCAUGAGAUACUCUACCUCAGGCGAGCAAAACUUCAAGAAUUCCUUAGAUAUCGUGCACCAGCUGUUGUUUACAAAUAUACAUAGACCGCCACCUCUUGUCUUACCAGAGGCUGCUGUUCUAUCCUGCCGAUACUUUUACAUUUUAGUCAUUUAGCAGACGCUCUUAUCCAGAGCGACUUACAGUUAGUGCAUACAUUAUUAUUAUUAUUAUUAUUAUUAUUAUAUAUAUUUAUUUUUUUCAUACUGGCCCCCCGUGGGAAUCGAACCCACAACCCUGGCGUUGCAAACGCCAUGCUCUACCAACUGAGCUACAUCCCUGCCGGCCAUUCCCUCCCCUACCCUGGACGACGCUGGGCCAAUUGUGCGCCGCCCCAUGAGUCUCCCGGUCGCGGCCGGCUACGACAGAGCCUGGAUUCGAACCAGGAUCUCUAGUGGCCUUCGACCACUGCGCCACUCGGGAGGUCAACAGAUACAGUGUAUAACCCCACCAGCUGUAUGUUAUUCAUGUCGUCGUUCAGCCACGACUCGGUGAAACAUAAGAUAUUACAGUUUUUAAUGUCCCGUUGGUAGGAUAUAUGUUAACACUUAUGUUGUUAUUGGCCAUUGUCUGAGAUGUUGUGUUUCUCCCCUCUGUUGACCAUCAGUCAACUGUUCUCUCUCUGUUGCAGCCCUGCAGGCAGGACAGACCAUCGGUCAACUGUUCUCUCUCUGUUGCAGUCCUUCAGGCAGGACAGACCAUCAGUCAACUGUUCUCUCUCUGUUGCAGACCUGCAGGCAGGAAUAACCAGGUGACUGAGGUACAGGUGGGAGCUGGAAAUGUAUAAAUGGGCUUCUUAUGGACUUUCGUUUUGAUUCAUGUAACAGUGGGGAGAACAAGUACUGGAGGUAAAACAAUGAAGAUCUAACUCUCACCCCCGUCCUCUAUCCCAUGUCAAUCCCCCUCACACGUUUCCAAUUAGCAGCAUAAAGAUACUUAUAGAUAACAUAUCUACUUAACUUUGACUAAAAGAGGCGGGACAGACAGUGAAGAUAUUGUGUAAUUGUCCUCCUUCACCCCCCAGGUCCAGUAUAUCAUCUCUCAGGAAGGAGUCCAACACUUAAUAUCCCAGGAGUACGUGGUGCUAUAAGACGGGAACCGCAUCCAGAUGUCAGAUGGACAGAUCAUCCAGUAUGAGAAUGAUGGGGCCUUCCUGCGGAGCAACAGGUGAGUAGAGGACCCCAAAAACACUCCAUCACAAAACAAUCAAGCCCCAAAAUAAUCGCUCCUAAAAUACUCAACCCCUAAAACAGUCAAACAAGAAUACGGCUGUAUUUUGGGAUAAGGAAUUGAAAUGUGCCCUGUGUGAUAGAGUAGAUGGAAGGUUAAGUGUUUAAUUUCCCAGAUCCAGUAUCUUCCCAUCAGUUCAGAACAACAGCUAGUCAGUCCUGAAGACUUGGAGGUUGCUGAACAUCUGCUGUCCCCCGGUAUGAAUACACACUGUCUGCUUCAGUAGAGAACCUUGGAGGACAGGGCCUGGAGGACAGGGCCUGGAGGACAGGGCCGGGUGGACAGGGCCUGGAGGACAGGGCCUGGAGGACAGGGCCGGCUGGACAGGGCCGGGUGGACAGGGCCUGGAGGACAGGGCCGGGUGGAAGGGCCGGUGGAACAGGGCCUGGAGGACAGGGCUGGGAGGAAGGGCGGGAGACACGGACGGACAGGGCUGGAGGAUAGGGCCGGGUGGAGGGCGGGUGGACAGGGCCGGGAGAGGGCGGGUGGAGGCCUGGGGACAGGGCGAGGACAGGUCCUGAGGCAGGCGGUGAAGGCCGGGUGGACAGGCUGAGACAGGGCGGGUGGACAGGGCGGUGGACAGGGCUGGAGGGGGGGGGGGGGGCCGGGAGGAAGGGCCGAGGUAGGGCUGGAGGACAGGGCCUGAGGGAGGCCGGGGGACAGGGCCGGGUGACAGGGCGGAGGUAGGCGGUGACAGGGCCUGGAGGAUAGGGCCUGAGACGGGGCCCGGAGGACAGGGCCUGGAGGUACCCCUGUGGUCGGUGGUAGGACACCUGACACCUGAUCAGGGUUGCAGAGGAAUUACUGUAGAUAAAUUGGUUUAAUGCAAUUCUCAGGUACUGAUUUUUUUACUGGUAUACGAAUGAUCUCUCUCCUUGUUGCAGUCCUGGGUCGAGCUGCAGCUGCAGGCAGACAGACCAUCGGUCAGCUGUUCUCUGUGCAGUCUUUAGGAGGAAGACAUCGGUAGGUUCUCUCUGUGCAGACCUGCAGGCAGGACAGACCAUCAGUCAACUGUUCUCUUCUCUGUUGCAGACCUGCAGGCAGGACAGACCAUCAGUCAACUGUUCUCUUCUCUGUUGCAGACCUGCAGGCAGGACAGACCAUCAGUCAGCUGUUCUCUCUCUGUUGCAGCCCUGCAGGCAGGACAGACCAUCAGUCAACUGUUCUCUUCUCUGUUGCAGACCUGCAGGCAGGACAGACCAUCAGUCAGCUGUUCUCUCUCUGUUGCAGACCUGCAGGCAGGACAGACCAUCAGUCCGGAGCAGCUACAGCAGGCCCUGGGUCAGGACCACAUCAUAGUGUCCCAGGAACAAGGCCUGGAAGACCAGGUGGAGGCCACGUACACCCAGCAGAUCACCACAGUGGACGGACAGACGUUACAGUACAUAACAGGAGAUAACCAGGUGACUGAGGUACAGGGGGGAGCUGGAAAUGUAUAAAAUGGCUUCUUAUGGACUUUCGUAUGGAUUCAUGUACAGUGGGGAGAACAAGUACUGGAGGUAAAACAAUGAAGAUCUAACUCUCAUCCCCGUCCUCUAUCCCAUGUCAAUCCCCCUCACACGUUUCCAAUUAGCAGCAUAAAGAUAAAGAUACUGACGCUCGUCGGAUGUGGCAGGGCUUGAAAACUAUUACAGACUACAAAGGGAAGCACAGCCGCGAGCUGCCCAGUGACACAAGCCUACCAGACGAGCUAAACCAAUUCUAUGCUCGCUUCGAGGCAAGCAACACUGAAGCAUGCACGAGAGCACCAGCUGUUCCGGACGACUAUGUGAUCACGCUCUCCGUAGCCGAUGUGAGUAAGACUUUUAAGCAGGUCAACAUUCACAAGGCCGCAGGGCCAGACGGAUUACCAGGACGUGUACUCCGAGCAUGUGCUGACCAACUGGCAAGUGUCUUCACUGACAUUUUCAACAUGUCCCUGACUGAGUCUGUAAUACCAACAUGUUUCAAGCAGACCACCAUAGUCCCCGUGCCCAAGAACUCUAAGAUAACCUGCCUAAAUGACUACCGACCCGUAGCACUGACGUCUGUAGCCAUGAAGUGCUUUGAAAGACUGGUCAUGGCUCACAUCAACACCAUAAUCCCAGAAACCCUAGACCCACUCCAAUUUGCAUACCGCCCCAACAGAUCCACAGAUGAUGCAAUCUCUAUCGCACUCCACACUGCCCUUUCCCACCUGGACAAGAGGAACACCUACGUGAGAAUGCUAUUCAUUGACUACAGCUCAGCAUUCAACACCAUAGUGCCCUCUAAGCUCAUCACUAAGCUAAGGAUCCUGGGACUAAACACCUCCCUCUGCAACUGGAUCCUGGACUUCCUGACGGGCCGCCCCCAGGUGGUAAGGGUAGGUAACAACACAUCUGCCACACUGAUCCUCAACACGGGGGCCCCUCAGGGGUGCGUGCUCAGUCCCCUCCUGUACUCUCUGUUCACCCAUGACUGCAUGGCCAGGCACGACUCCAACACCAUCAUUAAGUUUGCCGACGACACAACAGUGGUAGGCCUGAUCACCGACAACGAUGAGACAGCCUAUAGGGAGGAGGUCAGAGAUCUGGCCGUGUGGUGCCAGGACAACAACCUCUCCCUCAACGUGACCAAGACAAAGGAGAUGAUUGUGGACUACAGGAAAAAAAAGAGGACUGAGCACGCCCCCAUUCUCAUCGACGGGGCUGUAGUGGAACAGGUUGAGAGCUUCAAGUUCCUUGGUGUCCACAUCACCAACGAACUAUCAUGGUCCAAACACACCAAGACAGUCGUGAAGAGGGCACGACAAAGCCUAUUCCCCCUCAGGAGACUAAAAAGAUUUGGCAUGGGUCCUCAGAUCCUCAAAAAAUUCUACAGCUGCACCAUCGAGAGCAUCCUGACUGGUUGCAUCACCGCCUGGUAUGGCAACUGCUUGGCCUCUGACCGCAAGGCACUACAGAGGGUAGUGCGUACGGCCCAGUACAUCACUGGGGCAAAGCUCCCUGCCAUCCAGGACCUCUAUACCAGGCGGUGUCAGAGGAAGGCCCUCAAAAUUGUCAAAGACUCCAGCCACCCUAGUCAUAGACUGUUCUCUCUGCUACCGCACGGCAAGCGGUACCGGAGUGCCAAGUCUAGGUCCAAAAGACUUCUCAACAGCUUCUACCCCCAAGCCAUAAGACUCCUGAACAGCUAAUCAUGGCUACCCGGACUAUUUGCACUGCCCCCCCCACCCCAUCCUUUUUACGCUGCUGCUACUCUGUUAAGUAUUUAUGCAUAGUCACUUUAACUCUACCCACAUGUACAUAUUACCUCAACUACCUCAACUAGCCGGUGCCCCCGCACAUUGACUAUGCAACGGUACCCCCCUGUAUAUAUAGCCUCCCUACUGUCACUUUAUCUUACUGUAUAUAUAGCCUCCCUACUGUCACUUUAUUUUACUUCUGCUCUUUUUUUCUCAACACUUUUUUGUUGUUGUUUUAUUCUUACUUUUUUGUUUAAAAUAAAUGCACUGUUGGUUAAGGGCUGUAAGUAAGCAUUUCACUGUAAUGUCUGCACCUGUUGUAUUCGGCGCAUGUGACCAAUAAAAUUUGAUUUGAUUUGAUUUGAACAUAUCUACUUAACUUUGACUAUAAAGAGGCGGGACAGACAGUGAAGAUAUUGUGGUAAUUGUCCUCCUUCACCCUCCCAGGUGAAGGAGGACAAGGAGUCAGGAAGGAGUCCAACACUUAAUAUCCCAGGAGUACGUGGUGCUAUCAGACGGGAACCGCAUCCAGAUGUCAGAUGGACAGAUCAUCCAGUAUGAGAAUGAUGGGGCCUUCCUGCAGGAGCAACAGGUGAGUAGAGGACCCCAAAAACACUCCAUCACAAAACAAUCAAGCCCCAAAAUAAUCGCUCCUAAAAUACUCAACCCCUAAAACAGUCAAACAAGAAUACGGCUGUAUUUUGGGAUAAUGAAUUGAAAUGUGCCCUGUGUGAUAGAGUAAGAUGGAAGGUUAAGUGUUUAAUUUCCCAGAUCCAGUAUCUUCCCAUCAGUUCAGAACAACAGCUAGUCAGUCCUGAAGACUUGGAGGUUGCUGAACACUCUGCUGUCACCGGUAUGAAUACACACUGUCUGCUUCAGUAGAGAACCUGGUGGACAGGGCCUGGAGGACAGGGCCUGGAGGAUAGGGCCUGGAGGAUAGGGCCUGGAGGAUAGGGCCUGGAGGAUAGGGCCUGGAGGAUAGGGCCUGGAGGACAGGGCCUGGAGGACAGGGCCUGGAGGACAGGGCCUGGAGGACAGGGCCUGGAGGACAGGGCCGGGUGGACAGGGCCGGGAGGACAGGGCCGG